This is a messenger RNA of Rotaria sp. Silwood2, 1032 nucleotides long. The record is from the annotation of a GenBank genome assembly. Lineage: Eukaryota; Metazoa; Rotifera; Eurotatoria; Philodinida; Philodinidae.
AUGAAUUUUUUAACCACGACAACAUCAAUAAAUAAGUUGAUUACAAAUGAAUAUAAGAAUGAUCAAAAUUCAACAACUACAACACCUUCUCAUCCACUUUUAUUAUUAAAUUUAGAAGAUGUUUAUCAUAAUAGAUUUAAUUGUUACGGAAGAAUUAAUUCUCAACGAUUAAAUAGAAAAAAGACAAACAAUAAAACUUCAAUAAUUCUAUUUGAACUUAAUCAACCAAAUAAAACAUCAUUUGAACUAAAUAUAAUUCCAUAUGAUUAUGAUAAUUGGCGAUCAGCUCCAUCAAUGCCUCGACUUGUAACUAAAUGUGAACAUAAUUUAAUGAUGCAAUUAUUAAAACGUUUCGAUCAAUUAACAAAAAAAUAUUCACUUGAAUAUAUGAUGAUCGAUGGAACAUUAUUAGGUUCAUGGCGUCAUCAUGAUAUAAUACCAUGGGAUGAUGAUAUUGAUUUAUUAAUGUCUAUUCGACUUAAACGUCGUCUUAAUAUGGCUAUUCAAUUAGAAACAUUAUCAUCACCAUAUUAUAUUGAAUUUCAUCGUCGUUGGGAUUCACCAAAAGAAUUUGAAUAUUAUAAAUUUUAUUUUUCAUCCUCACCACGUUUUAGUCAAUAUCCAUGGCGUUAUCCAUUUGUUGAUUUAAUUUUUUAUCAUGAAAAUAAAACACAUAUAUGGCAAGAAAAUAUGCAACAUAUUUCAAGUAUAUCAAAACAAAAUAUAUUUCCAUUAAAAUUUCGUCCACUUGGAUCAUUAUGGUUACCAGCACCUAAAUCUCCACAUGAGUAUUUUAUUAGUGUUAAUUGGACAACAUAUGAUUAUGAAUGUUAUAAUGGUCCUUGGUCACAUAAAUAUGAAAGACUUAAAGAUAUUGAUUAUAGUAAUGAAUUAAAAUCAACAAUUGAUUGUAAAGAAUUACGUGAAUAUUAUCCAUUUGUUGAACGAUCAUUGACUAAUAAAGAAGAACGAUUAGUUAUCAAUGGUACAGUAAAACAUAUUAUUAAAAUGAUUAAUGACAAAUAUGAAUAA